AUGCCUCCACCAUCAAUGGAUAAGAUAAAUUUAGUUAUAUGUGCACACGUUUCUUACUUUUAUUAAUAUGUUUGUUUUUAUCUGGCUGUGUUUGUACGAAAAUCAUAGUUUGUUUUACUCCUCAGGAAAAAUGUUCUAUACAUAUAAUUGAUGCAAUAGACAAAUCUCAAAAAUCUAUAUUAGUUCAAGCAUAUACGUUCACUUCUAAGCCAAUUGCAAAAUCUUUGAUUCGAGCAAAGGAGCGUGGUGUUAGUGUGGCAGUUAUUUUGGAUGAGUCUCAGCUUAGCUCAAAGUACAGUGUUAUAAGUUAUUUGUUUGCACAAGAAAUACCAAUAUACAUAGACUAUAAACCAGCCAUUGCUCACAAUAAGGUGAUGAUAAUUGACAAUAAAAAAGUACUCUCAGGUUCCUUUAACUUCACUCAUUCUGCAGAAUUUAGGAAUACUGAAAAUCUGCUGAUUAUUGAGAAUAAUGAUAUGUUAAUUAGGAAGUACAUAAAAAAUUGGAAAAAUCGACAAUCUCACUCCAAGCUCUAUCAACCCGUGAAAGAGUAGUCAUUUGCAUUUUGAGUUGUUAAUCUUAAACUAAUCGAGCUCUUCCGAUAAAAUUUUUACCCUUUCCUCAAGUAUAGUACCUUUUUAUUAAUCCAUAUUCUAUAAUCUUAUCGUGAAUUUGCACUUUUAAAUCAAGCUUGGUUAACCACUACAUGAUAGUAAUGGUCUGUAUUAUCAUCGUUAUUAUUACUGUUAAUGGAACUUUUUAAUUUUGCAUAAAUAUGAGUUUGUUAUGUAAUGAUUAUCCAGCUUAUAUGCAAAAAUUUAUGAUUUUAACUUAUAUUUUUCUUCUGCUUCAACAAGCAGCUUUGUUAGCUCUCCAUAUGACUUCUUUUUAUUGUUUCUUAAUUCCAUUACAGCUGUUCUUCUAAGGCUUUUCGAUUACUAUCCUUGGUGGCAGGAUCUGCCCCUUGCUCUAAUAGAAACUUAAUAAAUUCCAAAUGUCCUUUAUCUGGAGUAGAAUGUAGCGCUAUCGACUUAAAUUUAUUAGCUGCAUUAACAUCGAUACCUCCUGCUACUAAAGAACUUUAUGACUUCUAA
Messenger RNA from Cinara cedri, 1094 nucleotides. NCBI's taxonomy places the organism in Eukaryota, Metazoa, Arthropoda, Insecta, Hemiptera, Aphididae. The record is from the annotation of a GenBank genome assembly.